AUGGAGCGACGACUCCCGGGCGCGUGCUUCUCCCAGGCGCGCGGGCUCGUCGGCGGGCUCGACGCGCGCGUGCAGCUGGAGAUCCUGAGCGCGUGCGUGUGGGAUGCACGGGAUGGGUUGGGGUAUUUACUCCACCUGGUGGAGCGCCUCGCGCCGGAGGCGGAGGCGCCGCUUUUGGCGCGCGCGGCGGAUCGGAUGGUGAAAGGGGUGGCCAACCGCAUCGCGGCCGACGGGCAACUGCCCGAGGGUGGGACUUAUCAAGACGUGAUUUGGUCGUGGUAUGCCCAGCACGUGGCGUAUUGGCGGUUUGUUUUUCACCUCGCGAGGGCGUUACCCCCGUCGAUUGGGGGUGCCCUGCGGGUGGAAAUCUUGCGAUCGAAUCUGGAUCACGCGGGAGGGCCUGACGACCUUUCCACCGAGGAUUUGUGUGGCGCGCUCAACGACGAGUUCUGCGGGAUGCUCGCCGGGGGCGCCGAUCACACGACGUUGGAAACGAUGCGAACUCUACUCCUUCGUCUGCUGCAUCCGAGCGCGUCGUUCGGGAUUGCGACCGGGGUCGAGCGGCUUCGCGCGCUCGUCCGUUGCGCGCUCGCCCUCCUCGAACGGCAAUCCGCGGUGGAUCCGAAUCGGGUGAGCGCCGAGCAGCCCUUUUUGCCGUUAUUUUGCUCGGCGGUCGCGCGUUUUAAAGAGGCGAGCGCGGUGCAUUUGGUGGCGGAAUUCUCCAGCCCCAGGGGGAAUCCCAAUGAAAAUUCCGAGGAGGAAAAGGAAAGGAUAGAGGCGGUUUUGGAGGAUAUUGCCACCCUGGGGAGGUGCGUGAAUGCCGCCACGGUGGCCUCCUGCAUGUCCAGUUGCCCGAUGUGGAUUCUAUCGCUUAGCCAGGCGGUGGAUGAUCGUGAUCGACGGGAGCGUAUUAAGCGCGCGAUUGUUAUGAAUUGA
Messenger RNA from Phytomonas sp. EM1, 936 nucleotides. Lineage: Eukaryota; Euglenozoa; Kinetoplastea; Trypanosomatida; Trypanosomatidae. The record is from the annotation of a GenBank genome assembly.